Molecule: messenger RNA, 1362 nt
Organism: Annulohypoxylon truncatum
Lineage: Eukaryota; Fungi; Ascomycota; Sordariomycetes; Xylariales; Hypoxylaceae
Exons: 1
Coding region: 92-1309 (405 amino acids)
Source: RefSeq, a predicted model, not a curated record
UCUUCUGGAUAAAUUCUCUGGCAUCCGCAUCGAUGAAAGUAUACUGGAAGCGGCAGCCAGUAAUAAAUUUGAAGGGAACACACUGAUUCGGAUGUUACUAGACCGUGAUCCCAGUGUGCAAAUUGGGGAUCGCGUUAUCGAAGCUGCGGCCGGCAACACUGACCAAGGAAACGAGCUAAUCCAGACGUUACUGAAUCACAACAAUGGCCUAAGCAUCGGGGACAAUAUCGUCCAAGCUGCAGCAGGGAAUGCAACAACGGGUCAGAAAGUCCUAAAAAUAAUAUUCCAACAUGCACCGAAUACCAAGGUAUCCAAGGCUGCACUUGAAGAAGCAGCCCGCAAUGGCAACGGAAGAGGGCUGGCUGUGUUGCUGGGUCGCAUGAACGAGUCCGAGAUAACAGACAGCUUACUCGAACAUCUGCUAGAAAUUGCAAUAUACCCCGUCAAAAAUUAUGAAUCUCCUAUACAAACGGUGAGUCUAAUACUUGACCGUAGCAACACUGACCACCCUAUAUCGGAUGCUGUAAUGAAAGCAGCUGUGCGUGGGCGUUGGGCAGUUGAUACGUCAACGAAAUUGCUCCUUAAAUCAGGCAGGCCUUUCACGAUUACCGAGGAACUUCUCGAAGUUGCAGCCCUGGAAGCGACCGACGACCGUGUACUUGGGUGGCUGCUGGAGUAUGAAGAGAAUUUGCCUGUCACAGAGAAUAUCGUUAUUGCGGCGAUCGAGAAUAAGUAUACCGGUGAACUAGCAAUGAAAUGUUUGCUGGAUAGAGCAAAUAUAAACAUUACUAAGGACAUGCUUAAGAGGGCGGCGGAACUUGAUGGGAGCUAUCCCUACGGGUGGUUUCGCGGUGAGGGUAAGGCACCCCGACAGCUCACUAGAUUUCUACUUGAGUAUCAAGACAACCUCGACGUCAAUGAAGUUUUCGAGACUGCUGCGCGAAACGAAAUAUUUGAGAAGUUCAUGUUCGUUGAUCUGCUCGAGUGGAGAGAAAACCCGGAAAUCACAGAAGUUGUUCUUGUUGCAGCCGCCCAAUCUACCGGGGAAGCCAUGGAAGCCAUUCUUGAACACAAACCAGACAUUCAGAUUACUCAAGAAGUUCUGAAGCUAGUGGCAAGCAACGAGAGAUGGAAAAUGUUCUCUAUCAUGCAAAUAAUCUUCCAUUACCAGCGCAACAUUGAGAUCACGGAGGGUGUGAUGGAAGCUGCAAGGAACAAUAAGACUAUGGGGCGAAACUUGACUGCGCUGUUACGAAAGCACCAGGAAUCGUGCACCUCGUCUUCUUCGACACGACGGCGAAUAAGAUAACAUACUAAUUAUACAGUCUUUUUUCACGGCUGAGGAUUGUCUAGUUGGUUAUU